AUGACGGCCCCGUCCAACAACAACCAGUUGGAGUGUGGCAACGGAGCAGGCCGGCGGGAGAGGGAGUGGGAGAGGGAGAGGGAGAGGCAGCGGGAGAGGGGGAGAGACAGGGACCGAGACUGGGACCGAGAGCGACUAGAGAGGGAGCGCGAGAGGGAGAGGAACCGGGAGAGGGAGCGCGAUCGGAGAAUAGAGAGGGAGAAGAUAGAGAGGGAGAGGGAGCGAGAGAGGGAGAGAGAGCGGGAGAGGGAACGGGAGAGGCUGGAGAACGAGAGGUCGGAGAGAGAGAGGGAGAGGGAAAUACAGGCCGCAGGUCUAGACGCUUGCGGGAACAUUGUGGGACGAGGAGCCAACGAGAAGAGCAGCGUCGGCAUGAGCCAACACCAACACCAGCACAGAGAGAUGGCAGCCGCCAGAGCCGAGGGUGAGAACAACCCAGGCAGCCACAACCCGCCCAACCACAACCCGCCCAAGAUCCUGCCAGUGUCGGGAAAACUGGAGCAGGCGAUGCAGAACAACUCGGGCCUCGUUCGUCCCUCUGCCUUCAAGCCGGUGGUUCCCAAGAGCUUCCACUCCAUGCAGAACCUGGUGGGCCAGGCAGGAGGAGCUGGGAGCGAGGGAAAGACUGAGGCAAGGAGUGAAGGGUUCAGUGAGAGCAGAGGAGGCAGGAGAGGCAGGGAUGGACCAGGAGCAGAAUCAGGAGAGGUCCCAGAGGCCCUGCUCCUGGACCAGGACAGUCCAGUGAGGGUCAGCAGAACUGAGGGCGGGGGAAGCGGUAUUGAGGUGGUUCAGGGAGGGAUGUCUGACUCAGGGAGGAACUCCCUGACCAGCCUGCCCACCUAUACAGGCUCGGGCUCCGGUUGUGGGCCCCCGGCCGUCCUGGGGCCUCUCAGUGCGUCUACCAGCCACAUCAACAGAUUGGGCAUGGUUGGGGCAACUGCAGGGCUCGACAAGCUCGAAAAGCCUGGCUACCAGAACGGGCUCAGCGCCUCAGACAGCGGCCGGUCCUCCUCGGGGAAGAGCUCCUCGUCCUAUCAGAGGCUGAGCCACCUGAGCGACGCCCCAGCGCCUCUGCGCCCCUCCCCCUCGUCCGACGACGUCAUCCAGGACCUCGAGGACCGCCUGUGGGAGAAAGAGCAAGAGGUGCAGCAUAUGCGCAGAAACCUGGACCAAAGUGAGGCAGCAAUCAUUCAGGUGUUUGAGGAGAAGCAACGUGUCUGGGAGAGGCAGAUGGACGAGCUGAGACAGAACUACGCUUCGCGUCUGCAGCAGGUUACCCGUCGAGCUCAGCGCUCCCAGACCGCCCUGCAGGCACAGAUAGGCCGUCUGUCCCAGGACAAGAGGAGGCUCCAGGAGGAGAUGGCGGCUCUGUUGGCCCAAAGAGAGGAGCUGGAGAGAAAGUGUCUGGAUUACAGAAAGGAGCAGGCUGACAUCUUGCCUCGUCUGGAGGAGACCAAGUGGGAGGUGUGUCAGAAGGCGGGAGAGAUCUCGCUGCUGAAGCAGCAGCUGCGGGAGAGUCAGGCGGAAGUGACCCAGCGAGCUGGAGAGAUGGUGGCCCUGAGAGGCCAGCUGAAGGAGCUCAAUGCACAGCUGAGGGAGCGGGAGGAGACCAUGCUGGGACUGAAGGACUCCUACAGCACCAAGAGCGUGGAGCUGGAGAAGUGUGAGGGAGAGCUGAGGAGGACUCUGUCAGAGGUGUCCAUCCUGAGAGAGAAGCUGGGUGUAUUUGAAGCAGAGGUGCUUAGUUUAAAGCGGGCUCUCAAUGAAGUGAGCAGAGGAGCAGAAGUUGUGGUGAGCCCCAAUUUAGCUGCGGCGGGACUCUUGCCACCGUGGGGACUCGUCCACUGCCCACGAAACCCCACUGAGCCCUCAACCAACUCUCUCACCCCCACGUCGGACACGCUGCUGAGUCUGCAGAGCGAUGAAGCCAAAGCCCAAAGGCAGGAAGCCCAGAGGCAGGAGAGGCAGAAACGCGAAGAAGCUCAAUGGCGCGACGCGCAGCAGCGGCAGGAUGCCCACAUGCAACAGGACAUGCGAGUGCGCCAGGAUGCCCAAAUCAGACCGGACGCCCAACUGCGCCAGGAGGCCCAGCUCCGUCAGGAGGCUCAUCUCCGCCACGAAGCCCAACUACGGCAAGAAGCGCAGCUGCGCCAAGAGGUGCAGCUCCGCCAAGAGGCCCACCUCCGUCAGGAGGCCCAGCUCUGCCACGAGGCCCAAAUGCGCCAGGAGGCCCAGCUGCGUCACGAGGCCCAACUCUGCCAGGAGGUGCAACUCCGUCAGGACGGCCACCAGCCCCAGCGGGGACAGGAAGGUCACUGGGACGAGGCUGGGGAGCUGCGCAGACAACUCGAGCAGCUGCAGGCCGCAUUGCGGCUGGAGCGCCAGCAACGGGAGCGCCAGGCCCUGAACUUCGACCACGAGCGACACACCUGGCAGGACGAGAAGGAGCGGGUUUUGAAAUACCAGGCGCAGCUGCAGCUCAGCUACGUGGAGACGCUGCAGAAGAACCAAGCCUUGGAAAAACGCAUGACCCAGCUGGGAGCCAAACCGAACACAACGUCCACCACCACCACCAUCACCACUACCACCACCACCUCCCCCACCUCCUCCAAUUCUCCGCCCCCACCAGCGGCUCUCUCACCUCUGUCUCCCCAGACCACACCCUCUCUCUCUGGCCCCAUCGCCCUCACCAUCUCCCCUCCCUGUGAGGACCAGAAGGGCCCUCCGUCCCUCCACCAGCUUGCCAAUCCCUGGGCAGGACCCUCGCGCCUGGAGAGGAUAGAGUCCACGGAGAUAUAGAGACGGAUCCACGAACAAUUGUGCAGUUUGAUACAAGCCCGGUCACUUCAGCGUACAGUUGAAAACAUUUCAGUCUACAAUAGAAUAGAUCGGUACAGUGUGACAUACUCUUCGAAGGAACUGAAGACACCAAACAGCAACAGCGGCGACUGCAUAAUCCGUCAUUAUCAGUAACAAGCAGUUGAACUAUGUUCAAUCUAUCAAUGAUUUUUCAACCUCCUAAGCAGCCUUUCUCUCACAAGUUGCACACUACUACAUCCUACCGAAUCAGUGUUCACGAGAAGUGUGCCACACUGAUGGAUGGCAGAAAUCUAAAUGUUAAAUGACAAUGUUUAGAUGACAGCACUAACACAGGGGGUCAUUUCAUGCCCAUGCUAGAAAAGGACCAAGACAAUCAGGGAUAUUGUCAGAAAUCAUCAACCAGAACAUUAUGCGGUAUUUAUUCAUUGUAAGUCUGUGUCACUGGUAAUGUAAAAGUAGAAAUAGUGGUCAGAGUGUGUGAUGUUAACUUGCAUUUUUGGCCGGAGAGCGCCUUACUCCAUUUUUUUCCAGCACGUAUACGAAAAUAAUGCUAAUGCUGGAAACAGAUGAUAAAAAAAGAAUCAAGUGUGUGAUUAUCAUUUUUGGUGCUUUAAUUAUAAUAUCAGCAAACCAGUUAGACAAAGUGAUUACAGAUGGCUGGACAAUUUCAUUUAAAUACCAGCAGAUAUCGCCGUUGAAGGUCACACAGGCGGAUUAUUCUUGAUUGAGUUUAUUUCAUGCACAGGGUCCAACAUGCAUGACUCAUUUAAAUGCACCAUCAAUACCAACAGAGUUUAUAUUUUCUACAAACUGAAUGAAAUGGAUAUGUUUAGCAGAUUAUCAACCCCAACUAAAUAUAGAAUAUGUUUAUAGACGUGGGAGAACCUGAUUUGCCUUCUCAGCGGAUCGUCUGCGGUGACUAAAAACCAACACUAGAGGUCAUCGGAGGGCUGUUGCUGUCAGCUCAAAUUUCUUCUUAUUGCACCGCAAGAGGAAUGUGAAUGGAAGCACACAAUUGGAAUUUAGUUAUUAUGAUAAUUGUGUCAUUCACCUUGUGCAUUUACAGCCAAGAGAUCUCAGAAAUCAGUCAGUAUCCCCAAAGUUAAAAUGAAAUUUAUAGAAUGUAUGAUACACUAGAAAUAAAUUAUUAUAAUAGCUAUAGAUUGUGAAUGUGUGCGUGUGCGCGGGAGAAUGGGUGUGUGCAUGUGUGUAUACAUAUGAAGAGCUUCAGCUUAUGAGCUUGAGGAUAGAGGGACUAGUGGCAAUACAGCAAAGAAAGAUAUAUUGAGCGCAAAGGUUUUUUUAUUUCUUUUGUUUGGCAGGGUGGAGGGGGGGCAGUUAAGUACAGUAAAAUGUACAUGAAAACUUAUUUCAAGGGUAGUGAAACUGGAAACUGGGGAGUCUGUAUAACCUGGAAACUCUACUUUCUUCUGUAUAGUUCCUUUAGACAAAGAAGGGGGAUGAAAGGAAAAAAAACCUGAAAAAUGGAACGUCUACGUGUUUUUAAGGGAGCAUUCAGGCUAACUGCACUAUGUAGUGUCCUACAACCGAGUUAUGAUGUACAGUAGACUCAGAUGUGAAUAUCAUGGCUUUUAUAUGUGUUGUUUUCGCAAGCAUACAAAGAUGUUUCUCAAGAAAAUUAACUUAUCUCUAAGGUAUUAAAUAGUAUUAUCAACUUUAUUACUGUUAUUAUAUUAUUGUGAACUGACCAAGAAAAUAUUUGCCAUUAGAGCUUUCCUUUAUGUGUUUUUCUUUAACUGUGUAGAUAGUCUAACGGCCUAUCAUGAUGGUGCAAACAUAGCAACCCUGUCCAAAAAUGAUGUUCCUUUUGAUGUGAUAAAUGUAGUUACAGUAUUGCAUUGUUUAGAGAACAAAAUGCUACUAAUUUUAUACAUGUUUCGGAUUUAUUGUUUGCAUUUAUGUUACUAGUAUUGUUCUGGCUUGAUUAAAACCACCACUUUGUUCAAAUUCAGCAGAACUAAUAAAGAUAUGUGAAUAAUUCA
This is a messenger RNA of Gasterosteus aculeatus aculeatus (three-spined stickleback), 4823 nucleotides long. Lineage: Eukaryota; Metazoa; Chordata; Actinopteri; Perciformes; Gasterosteidae. The record is from RefSeq and is a predicted model, not a curated record.